This is a messenger RNA of Lycium barbarum (goji berry), 2551 nucleotides long. Its product is annotated as aspartic proteinase-like protein 1. Gene Ontology annotation, molecular function: aspartic-type endopeptidase activity. Lineage: Eukaryota; Viridiplantae; Streptophyta; Magnoliopsida; Solanales; Solanaceae. Bases 680 to 2278 code for a protein of 532 amino acids. The transcript is spliced from 10 exons. Gene Ontology annotation, biological process: proteolysis. The record is from RefSeq and is a predicted model, not a curated record.
AUCUCCUUCUUUCUUACUCCUCACCUCUCCCCUACUUUCCUCUUUUAGUCUUCACUUACCCCAAAAUCCUCUCCUCUCAUUCACACACAAUAUAUAUACACAUACCCCAAAGCCAUUUCCUCUUAACUUACACCAUUCACUCUGUAAAUGUACCUACACAUAACACAUAGAGACCAUUUAUACUACCAAGUUCCUUCCAUUAUCUUCCGAGUAAACAACAACAUACCCACUACCCAUUGUAAUCUCACAGGUUGGGGGGUCUGGGGAUAAAUAUAACUCGUUGAGAGUGGAAUUUCAACCCACGCCCUUUCAGACCAGAACCUUAAUCUGGCAACUUAGACCAUCUCCUUUUUUUCCAUUAACCUUUUUCAAUACUAGAUCUCGAGUUGAGUGUGUUGAAGUUGUUGUGUAUAUAUUUAUACUACAACUCUACAAGUUUCUUCCAUUAUCUUCUAUGAAACAACAACAAACUACCCGACCAGAACCUUAAUCUGACGCUACUCGGUCAUCUUCCAUUAUCUUAUGAGGAAACAACAACAACAACAACAACAACAACAACAUAGGACGUGUAAUUUCACAGGUGGGGUCUGACGAGAAAUAUAAAUUGUUGUUGAGAGCAGGCCCUUACCUUAAUCUGACCCCUAAGACCAACUCGGCCAUCUCAUAGAUCUUUGUUUCAAUGGCGAUUUCCAGAGUGGGUUUUGUAGCAAUAGUUGUGGGGUUAUUUUUACUGGUUGAAUGUGGGGUAGCUGGUAUGUAUUCAUCAAAGUUAGUUCAUAGAUACUCUGAUGAAGUGAGAAGAAAACUUAAGGUUUCAAGGAAUGGGCCACAACAUAGGAGUUUGGAGUAUUAUGGAAGGUUGAUGAGUAGUGAUUUGCAGAGGCAAAAAAUCAAAGCUGGUCCUCAGUUUCAGCUUCUUUUUCCUUUUGAGGGUAGCAAAACCAUGCCCUUGGGGAAUGAUUUUGGAUGGUUACAUUACAUGUGGGUUGAUAUAGGAACACCAAAUGUUUCUUUUCUCGUUGCACUGGAUGCUGGAAGUGACUUGCUUUGGGUUCCAUGUGAAUGUGUACAAUGUGCUCCUCUUUCAGCCAGUUACUAUAGCAGCCUGGAAAAAGAUCUAAACGAGUACAAUCCAUCUGGCUCAAGCACAAGUCAGUUCCUGUCGUGCAGCCAUCAGUUAUGUGAACUGGGUUCAAAUUGCAAAAACCCUAAGGAGCCUUGCCCGUACACUGUGAAUUAUGUAUCGGAGGAUACAUCCACAUCCGGAGUGCUCAUGGAAGAUAUCCUGCACCUUGCAUCAGGCAGCCGUAUGACAGCCAACAGCUCUGCCAGGGCUCCAAUCACUUUCGGAUGUGGUAGUAAGCAAACUGGUGGUUACCUAAAUGGAGUUGCACCUGAUGGCCUUAUGGGCUUGGGACCUGGAGAGAUUUCAGUUCCUAGUCAUCUUGCCAAAGCUGGAUUAGUCCGAAACUCUUUUUCUCUUUGUUUUAAGGAAGAUGAUUCAGGAAGGAUUUUCUUUGGAGACCAAGGGCCUGCUAGCCAGCAGACAACUUCUUUUCUGCCUUCAGAAGGACAAUUUGUUACUUAUGUUGUUGGCGUGGAAUCAUGUUGUCUUGGGAGCUCCUGUAUUGAGCAGACAAACUUCAAAGCCAUUGUGGAUAGUGGGACAUCAUUUACAUUUCUCCCAGAUCAAAUUUAUGAUAGUGUUGUUAAAGAGUUUGACAGAGAAGUGAAUGCUACAAAAGCUAGCUUUGAAGGAUAUCCUUGGCAAUAUUGCUACAAAUCCAGUUCUGAAGGGUUACCGAAGAUCCCUUCAUUUACUCUGAAGUUCAUGACAAACAGCACCUUUAUAAUCCAGGAUCCUGUAUUUGUGAUUUAUGGCAGUGAGGGUGCUGUUGGAUAUUGUUUAGCUGUGGAGCCUUCAGGCAUAGAUACCGGAACGAUUGGACAGAACUUCAUGACGGGAUAUCGCAUGGUGUUUGAUAGAGAAAACCUGAAACUGGGUUGGUCACGCUCUGACUGUGAAGACCUUACUGAUAGUAAUAGACUUCCGUUAGCUCCAGCAAAUGGUAGCUCGCCAAACUCACUGCCAACAGAGCAGCAGAAUACCCCUAACAGCUCCGGAGUUGCCCCUGCUGUUGCCGGAAGGACACCCUCAAAUUCUGCAUCACGAGCUAGUUGCGGGAUGCCAUUCAAGUUAUGCUUGACAAACUUGCUGUUUCAGUUGCUGCUUGUAUCAAGCAACUUCCGACGGUCCUUAUAUACAUUGACCUUAUAAGCCUUUAUAUAUUGGUAUGCCCUAUAGGUUCAUAUUAUAGAUGUGUAGUUUUCCUUGUAAAUCCUGUCUCCCGUCUUUUGGAGCCGUUUUUGUUUUCUUAUUUCCCAUCCCGCGUUUCCCCGCAUUUUUCGGGUUUAUUGUUGUUUUGAUAUUAGCCAUCAGAUAGGAUGGGGCUGCUAAGAUGAAGAAGAGCUUGUUUUAUGCAUCUUCAAACUUUGGAUGUUCAAUUUCUUGUUCCCCUGCUGUUAUACAUACACUAUACUUACUGUUGAA